CAGGAAGUAGAUUGUCAGACAGAACUAAAGGAGCCAUGUUGAAUUUACAGCUACACCUAGACUUGGUUAAGUGAGAAUAUUAAUGGAUCCCCUGGACAGAGCUCAAGUACUCCUCCUUUGUGACCUGUGUCAAAGAGCUGCAUUACAGAGUCAUUGUGAACUUUGUCAGGUUAACCUGUGUAAGGCCUGUGUAGGGGAGCAUCUCUCUGAUUCAUCCAAACGACAUAAUGUUGUACCAUAUAAACACAGAACUUCUACACCUAACUACCCAGACUGUCCAAACCAUUCCCAGAAACAUUGUGAACUUUACUGUGAGAAAUGUGACAUUCCUGUCUGUACUAUCUGUAUCUCCUCUGAUAAACAUCAUGGGCAUAUAUUUACAGAUGUUCUGAAAAAACUAAGUUCUAAAACAAAGGGUUUAGAAAAAGACUUGGAAGAAUUAGAGAAAAGAAUCUACCCCACAUAUGAAGAAAUAGCACUAGAUAUAAACUCUCUCAAAGUAAACUCUGAAAAACAUUAUGAGAAACUGACAACAGCUGUCACCAAACAAGGAGAAGACUGGCACAGAGUAAUUAACAUCAUUGUCAACAGAAGAAAAUCUGAAAUUGAUGAGAUGAAGAAAAGACACCUUACUGUUCUACACAAACAGGAAAAAGAAAUCAUACAGAUUAUAUCUGAAGUAAAACAGAGCAUACUUGAUCUGAAGAAAACGCUGGAUUCCAAUGAUGUCUCCUUAACCUCUGCUUACAAAUCCAGGAAUGCUGAAUUCAGAAGUUUACCUCCUAAAGUCAAUGUUUCAUUACCAAGUUUCUCUCCUCAUCAGAUCAACACAGAACAGCUCCAUCAGAUGUUUGGUUCUCUGUCAGCAUUAUCCAUUACAACAGACGAACAUGGCUACACAAUGAAGACACCAGAAACUGUAUCCUGUCCCCAAGUUAAAGCACUGUUUGAUAAACCAGAGCUUAUCUUCUCUUUAGACAUGGAGUGUAGAUAUCUGACGAGUGUUAAUUGUUUCAGUGAUGAAGAAAUCUGGACAAGUGGCAAUGGCAAAAUCAUGCAACUCUACAACAUCCAGGGCAAACUACUGAAAUCCAUCCAAACCAGGUCUGGGAACCAUCCAUGUGACAUAGCAGUGACAAGGAGUGGAGAUCUAGUUUAUACUGACCAAGGUACAAGAACUGUAAAUGUAGUGAAGAAUAAACAGAUACGGGAAGUGAUCAGACUACAGGGGUGGAUACCCUACAACAUCUGUAGUACCUUUUCUGGUGACCUCCUGGUUUCCAUGGAAAGUGAUGAUGAUACACAAUCAAAAGUUGUCCGUUACUCUGGCUCCACAGAGAAACAAACCAUUCAGUUUGAUGAUAAAGGUAAACCUCUCUAUUCAUCUGGUUAUUUUAAAUACAUCAGUGAGAACAGGAAUCUGGAUAUUUGUGUGGCUGACAAUAAGGGUGCAGUAGUGGUGGUUAAUCAAGCUGGAAAACUGAGAUUUAGAUACACUGGUCAUCCCCCUACUACCAAGGGAUCAUUUAAUCCACGCGGCAUCACAACAGACAGCCAGAGUCAGAUCCUGACAGUUGAAAGUAACAACCACUGUAUCCACAUCCUAGAUCAGGACGGACAGUUCCUCCGUUACAUUGAUAACUGUCAUCUAUACAAUCCAUGGGGUUUAUGUGUAGAUAGCAGAGACAACCUCUUUGUAGCCGAAAUAUUAAUGGAUCCCCUGGACAGAGCUCAAGUUCUCCUCCUUUGUGACCUGUGUCAAAGAGCAGCGUUACAGAGUCAUUGUGAACUUUGUCAGAUUAACCUGUGUAAGGCUUGUGUUGGGGAGCAUCUCUCUGAUUCAUCAAAAAGACACAAGGUUGUACCUUACAAACACAGAACUUCUGCUCCUUAUAAUUAUCCAAAAUGUCCAUACCAUACCGAGAAUCACUGUGUAUCUUACUGUGAGAAAUGUGACAUUCAUGUCUGUUCUACCUGCAUCUCCUCUGAUAAACAUCAUGGACAUAAAUUUACAGAUAUUCUGAAAAAACUAAGCUCUAAAACAAAGGAUUUAGAGAAAGACUUGGAAGAAUUAGAGAAAAGAAUCUAUCCAACAUACGAAGAAAUAACACUAGAUAUAAACUCUCUAAAAGUAAACUCUGAAAAACAUUAUGAGAAACUGACAACAGAUGUCACCAAACAAGGAGAAAAUUGGCACAGAGAAAUUAACAUCAUUGUCAACAGAAGAAAAUCUGAAAUUGAUGAGAUGAAGGAAAGACACCUAACUGUUCUAAACAAACAGGAAAAAGAAAUUAAACACAUUACUUCUGAAGUAAAGCAGAGUGUUUUGGAUCUGAAGAAAAUGCUAGACUCCAAUGAUGUCUCCCUAAUCUCUGCUUACAAAUCCAGGAAUGUUAAAUUUAGGAGUUUACCUCCAAAAGUCAAUGCUUUAUUACCAAGUUUCUCUCCUCAUCAGAUCGACACAGACCAAUUUAAUAAAAUGUUUGGUUAUCUGUCAGCAUUAUCCAUUACAACAGAAGAACAUGGCUACACAAUGAAGACACCAGAAGAUGUAUCCUGUCCUCCAGUCAAUCCACUGCUUGAUAAACCAGAGCUUAUCACCACCAUAGACACUGGGUAUAUGUUACAAUGCAGUGUUACCUGUCUCAGUGAUGAAGGAAUAUGGACACAUGGCUAUGACAAAAUCAUGAAACUCUACAGCUUCCAGGGUGAACUACUGGGGUCAAUUCAAACCAAGUCAGGGAACAAUCCACGUGACAUAGCUGUGACAAAUAGUGGAGAUCUAGUUUAUACUGACCCUGAUACAAGAACUGUAAACAUAGUGAAGAAUAAAAAGAUACAAGUAGUGAUCAGACUACGGGGGUGGACUCCUUGCUAUGUCUGUAGUACCUCCUCUGGUGACCUCCUGGUUACCAUGGACAGUGAUGAUAAAAAACAAUCAAAAGUUGUCCGUUACUCUGGCUCCACAGAGAAACAAACCAUUCAGUUUGAUAGUAAAUAUAAACCUCUCUAUUCAUCUGGUUACAUGAAACACAUCAGUGAGAACAGGAACCUUGAUAUCUGUGUGGCUGACAAUGGGGUCAGUGCAGUAGUGGUGGUUAAUCAGGCAGGAAAACUCCGAUUUAGAUACACUGGUCAUCCAACUACCAAGGGACCAUUCUGUCCACUUGGCAUCACAACUGACAGCCAGAGUCAAAUCCUGAUUUCAGACAGUGACGACCACAGUAUCCACAUCCUAGAUCAGGACGGACAGUUUCUCCGUUACAUUGAUAACUGUUAUCUACACCAUCCAUGGGGUUUAUGUGUAGACAGCAGAGACAACCUCUUUGUGACUGAGUGGGGCCGUGGUAAAGUGAAAAAAAUCAAAUAUAUGUAAAUACUUCAUUGUAACUGAAAGUUUAUGUCACUGAGAUACAUACCAA
This is a messenger RNA of Saccostrea cuccullata (small rock oyster), 3422 nucleotides long. RefSeq lists its product as uncharacterized. Gene Ontology annotation, biological process: protein polyubiquitination; proteasome-mediated ubiquitin-dependent protein catabolic process; negative regulation of translation. Lineage: Eukaryota; Metazoa; Mollusca; Bivalvia; Ostreida; Ostreidae. The record is from RefSeq and is a predicted model, not a curated record. Gene Ontology annotation, molecular function: protein binding; ubiquitin protein ligase activity; zinc ion binding.